AUGCCCAGCCGCACUGUACGCCAGGCCAGCCACGAGUCCAUUGAAGACAGCAUGAACAGCUACGGCUCAGAGGGCAAGUGAGUACAGCAACAUAACUAGCACCAUUAGCACUUGGGGCACCCACUGAUUCACAAUUGUUCUGUGUGGAUCAGUUGGUAUGUGUGUGGCGCUAACAACGCCAAGGUUGUGGUUCCACUCCAGCGCGGAUCACGUAAACAUGCUAAAAGUGUAUGCAUUUACUGUACUGUACGUCCCUCUGGAUAAAACCAUCUGCUGAGUGAGGUGAAGUGUAGUAUUGUCACGAUCGUCGAACGGAGUAGACCAAGGCGCAGCGUGAUAAGCGUACAUUCUUAUUUAUUAAGUACACUACGAACAAAAACAAUAAACGAUACGUGAAGUCCAAGGUUAACAAACACAAACCUUACACGGAACAAGAUACCACAAAACACUGUGGAAAACAGGCUGCCUAAGUAUGGUUCCCAAUCAGAGACAACAAGCAACAGCUGACACUCGUUGCCUCUGAUUGAGAACCACCCCGGCCAACACAGAAACACAUGAGCUAGAUAAAGAACCUAGAACACAAACACAUAGAAACUACACACCCCAGCUCAACAUAACAGAGUCCCCGAGCCAGGGCAUGACAAGUAUAGUAUAGAGAAGUAUAUUGUUACUAGUGGCACCUGCCCUUAUGGGCGGUAAAUCAUUGGUAAUUAAUCAUUUGAUUCAAUGUAAUUCCCUCCUCAAAAAUAUGUAUCUCUGUUCAGCUUUUUGGUGUCUGGAUAUGCAGUUGAUGCUCUCAACUCCGGAGCAUUGAAAAAACUCCCAUAUUUCCUGUGGGAUCAUGGCAUUUCCUUUUCUUGGAAAUGCAAUGUCCAAUUUCCCCCUCCCCAGUGUGGGCUGACUAAUCUACCAGCUCACGUUUGAUGCCUAUAUUUUAAGCCUAGUGCUUAUUUGAACCUUGCUUUAGUACGGAUUAGAGGGUAAAACAGAGCAGCUAUAUGCAAUGAGAUGCAGUUGUUUAUUUGGGAGUGGACACAUUAUACCUCCAACACCUGUUUUGGAAAGCAAUAGUUUAGUCAUUGUAUUAUGAUGCAUCCAUUAUGAUGCAUUUACAUGACAUCACAUAAUGGAAUGGAAGCAGAUAUAAUUUUGGGAAAUGUAGUCAUUCUACAGUGUCACGCUCGUCGGGAAGAGAGGAGGACCAAGGCGCAGCGUUGAAUGCGAACAUAUUUAUUUAUAUAAUGAUCACACGAACAAAACAACAAAACGAAAACGUGACGUCCCUGGUUACAUACACAAACCAACACGGAACAAGAAACCACACCCAAUGAAUGCCUAACGGCUACCUAAGUAUGACUCCCAAUCAGAGACAACGAGCUACAGCCGUCUCUGAUUGGGAGCCACCCUGGCCAACAUAGAUAUACAAAACUAGAAUACCCAAAGGAAACUCACACCCUGGCUCAACAUACAAGUGUCCCCAGAGCCAGGGCGUGACAUACAGUUUCCAAAUUGGCCUACAAAGGCCUAGCCUGGGUACCAAUUUGUUUCUGCUAUCAUUCCACUCUAUGCCAAACAGACUAGCCUUUCGGCAAUCUUCCAAUAUAAAGAUUAUAUAAUUAAUGAGCGAGGAGAAUAGCAUUGUCGUCCAACAGGUGGCAUCACUCCUAAGUGACGCUCAUCCUUCAACCAACCUAUCUUGUAGGUCAUGGAACUCAUAUUACAAUUUUAAUAUUCCCGAGCAUCCACCAUUCAAAAAUGAAAAACAUAAUUCCUAAUGUAUGAUAUCACUGCGCUAUCGUAUGACUCCCCAUGAAAUAGGCAGAAUAACUAGAUAAAUUAUUACAUAUAAUAACUUGCAAUUGCAAGAAAAUGAAAACAAAGCAGUGCAUGGCUAUCUUCUGCAAAGAUUAUGUGCAAGGACGUUGGUUGCCAGUGCAGUGACUUGAUCAGAUGCUUAGCUAACUGUUGUAGCUAUCUUACUGACAUAGUUAGCUAGCUAGCUCUAUCUUUACUGACAUAAAAAGCUUGCUUAGCCUGUUUAAAUUACCCUGAAGUUGUGGACAUGCAGCCCCAAAAUUAAGAGGGACUGUUAUCCGAAAUCAUUCCGUAGAUUGCUAACGUUACUUUGUAUCAUUGGGUCAGCCGAGCACAGCAGCUGACUCGGGAGGCUACUGCAAUGAAUCACGGCUGAUCAGCUGCUUCAUGAAAAGUAAUAAUAAUGUUAGCAUUAACACUACUACAGUAGCUUGCUAACUUGCUUUUGUUGGAAGCAGGACUAAGUAGGUAGCUGGUUGGUUAGCAGCAUCGUUUCAGUGACUGGCUCAGCUAGCAAACUAAUGUUGGACAGAUUUAUGCUAGCUUUCGUGCCCAUUGUCAAACUUCAGAAAUACUGCUCUAUAAACCACAUAAGUCCUUACCUAGAUGUAAAAUGGUGUGACUGAGACUUCCUCACCAAAAAAACUUCAACAUUAAUGACAGAUUUAUUGUUUUAGCUUAGAUUAAUUCCGACUGUUUUGAGGCAGAAAUCGGGUUCAGCAGACGAUGUUACCUUGGUAAUAUAUUGAAUGUUAGACAGCACAUUGUAGCCAAACUACUUUUCAUCUAUCCGAUUACUAUUUGCGAGGUACGAGAUAUCAGUGCUGGCGGAAUAAUCACGCAAUCUGACGUAAGACAAUUGGAGAAUAGAGGAUUUGAUCCAGAUUCGAUAACCCUCACAGUUAUCCUUGAAUCACAAUUGUCUCUAUUUUCGAGACACAUAUUCACUGCGUAAAAUGGCCUGUUUCCAAGUGUGUAAAUGUACUGUAAGUCAGAAUAUCUUUCAUGAUAAGAAGUAGAAGCUCAGUAUUGAGAAGUCAGAAUAAAAAUAGAGCUUGACCAGUCUUGAUUAGUAUGCUCUGGAACAACUUGUCUAUUGUACUCACCCCCCCCCCCCCCCCCCCUUUAAUUCAAGCAUUUAAAAUAGAAGCACACUUAAAACAAUCAAAUGAAAAAACAAGCACAGCAAUUAAAGAGAUCAAAUGUUAUCAAAGAACAUAAAUCACAAAGGCAUCAUUGAUUAAAGGCCAAGCUAAAAAACGCCGGUUGACAAAUGGGAUUUUAACACCACAAGCAGUUUCACAGUACAAUGCACAGUUCCAUAUCAAACUUUUACUAUAUAAAAGAAACACAAUGAUGAAUAAUCAAACUUUUUUGUCGGUACAAUUUAAGAAAUAAAUGGUAUAGUUUUGCUCUCAAAUUCCCAAUGCUAGGCCUUUUGAGUUCUCAUAGCUUCACCUCCAAGUAGCCUAAUGCCUAAAAAGCAGCCCUGCUUGAAUAAUAAUAAUAAUAUGCCAUUUAGCAGACGCUUUUAUCCAAAGCGACUUACAGUCAUGCGUGCAUACAUUUUUUUGUGUAUGGGUGGUCCCGGGGAUCGAACCCACUACCUUGGCGUUACAAGCGCCGUGCUCUACCAGCUGAGCUACAGAGGAAACUGGUACUACCACAGUUACUGGUCUGUAGUCCUGACAAACUACACUUUAAACUGGCAAUAUGCACUUCAUAAUUCUCGGAACUGGAAUAAACUGUGCCUCUGAUACAGAUCCCUAUGCUUUGCCCCAAACCUCAACAGGCAGCUUGAAAUUAUAUUAAUUUGGAUGUUUCUGGAACCAAUUGACACGAGCCAUGACAUGAGAAAUGUGUGUGUUUUCAUGUCACAAGAGAACAACUGUGUUACUAUGCUUGGCGUUAGCUCUGCAUCUGUUUGAAUGUGUGGUAGGCCCUGUCUGUCUGUCAGUGACAAACCCCUUUGCAAGUACACAUGAUGAGUGAAAACUUCUGCUUUGUUCAGUGCUUGUAACCUCUCCCAGCAUGUCUAGCUUAUCAUAUGUUGUUCAUUCAGCUGUACAAUGGUGAGAUCCUUGUUUGGAUACAUUCAUGUGAAGACACUAUACAGAUCAUUACUAUCUUCACUUGCUAUGACAAACAGCUGUUUAGGGGGCAGGCAAAUAAUGUCUGAGCUCACUGUAAAUUAGUUGGAGAAUAGGCUACUGGGGGACAAGAAUAUGAAUGCUUUUACAGAGGAGACACAAAUAAUUCAGUAAUAAUAAACACACACGUACCAUGUUCAUCCUGACAAAAUAACUCCUGAGUCUGUUAUUGCUGUAAUGGCAAUUCCUCAGGAAAGGUGGCUGUGUCUUGCCGUUCAACUGUCCAUUGAUGAGUGAAUUUAUCAUAGAAUUUAGUUUUAUGAAAUGAUGUUCAAAGUAUGCUGUCUUUCCCUAAAGUAUGUGGCUGUGGCCACACUCUUUCAUGGGCCAAGUCCUGGGUUUGAGAUAAUCUGCCUUGCGCUUUGACAUGAUAGUGACACUAAAACUAUUUUUAUAGCCAAUCGUCAAUAAAUAAUAUGUUAGGCAGGAUGUGUUGAUGUGAUUCUGGAUGGCCAGAUUGCUAGCAAGAAUGACAAGAAACUGCCAUGUGGAGAAUCGUAAGUGGCUCGUUUCAGUUCGUUUCAUCUUGUUAUUUAUACCAUGUGUUGUUUUGAGUUGUUUUUACUAAUUUCAUGUUAAUGUUAAUGUGGCUAAAAUGUUCUAGCUAACUAACCAACAACUGUAACAAUGUAUUUAUGUUCAAUAAUCAUUGGAGACAAAAUAUAGCUUACAUGUUGUCAACAAUCUAAGCCAACACCGUCUGUUUUGCUCCAUAGUUGCUCAGACCUCGGUUUUGUUGCAAAACAACCAACACGUCUAUAGACCACAAUGCAAUAGCAGCUGGGUCUGGUCUACUUGUAUAUGAACUGGAGCGACCAUAUACCAUAUACAUUCAUUGGUAGCGACGCACUUGUAUCAAUUCAAUAGCAAGGGGCUUUAUUUGCAUGGGAAACAAAUGUUUACAUUGCCAAAGCAAGUGAAAUAUACAAUAAACUAAAUAUCACAGUUUCUGUUUUGAUGGUACAUGAAGUGUAGUUUCAUGAAACACCGGCAUGAACUCAUCAGCCAAUUAAAUGCAUGGGAAUAGAAGGGAAGGCGUAGCGAUUGAAAGGUAAAUAAUCCAAUCAAAAGAAAAAAAAACAGAAGUGAGGUGAGACGGUUGAAAAUGACCAAUUGCGAUUUGAAAACUUUGCCAUACCACUUCUUUGGGGGUGUUUUCUACCGGCGGUCAGCUAAAUACAGUGCAUUCAGAAAGUAUUCAGACCUCUUGACUUUUUCCACAUUUUGUUACGUUACAGCCUUAUUCCAAAAUUGAUUAAAUACAAUGUUUUCCUCAUCAAUCUACACACAAUACCCCAUAAUGACAGAGCAAAAACAAGUUUUUAGAAAUUGUUGCAAAUGUAUUUAAAAUAAAAAACUGAAAUACCUUAUUUACAUGAGAAUUCAGACCCUUUGUUAUGAGACUCGAAAUUGAGCUCAGGUGCAUCCUGUUUCCAUUUAUCAUCCUUGAGAUGUUUCUACAACUUGAUUGGAGUCCAACUGUGGUCAAUCCAAUUGAUUGGACAUGAUUUGGAAAGGCACACACCUGUCUAUAUAAGGUCCCACAGUUGACAGUGCAUGUCAGAGCAAAAACCAAGCCAUGAGGUCGAAGGAAUUGUCCGUAGAGCUCCGAGAAAGAAUUGUGUCGAAGCAAAGCUCUUCGGAAGGGUACCAAAAAAUGUAUUCAGCAUUGAAGGUGCCCAAGAACACAGUGGCCUCCAUCAUUCUUAAAUGGAAGAAGUUUGGAACCACCAAGACUCUUGCUAGAGCUGGCCGCCCGGCCAAACUGAGCAAUCGGGGGAGAAGGGCCUUGGUCAGGAAGGUGACCAAGAACCCGAUGGUCACUCUGACAGAGCUCCAGAGUUCCUCUGUGGAGAUGGGAGAACCUACCAGGAGGACAACCAUCUCUGCAGGACUCCACCAAUCAGGCAUUUAUGGUGGCCAGACGGAAGCCACUCCUCAGUAAAAGGCACAUGACAGCCCGCUUGGAGUUUGCCAAAAGGCCCGUAAAGGACUCUCAGACCAUGAGAAACAAGAUUCUCUGGUCUGAGAAAACCAAGAUUGAACUCUUUGGCCUGAAUGCCAAGCCUCAUGUCUGGAGGAAACCUGGCACCAUCCAUAUGGUAAAGCAUGGUGGAGGCAACAUUGCUGUGGGAUGUUUUUCAGCAGCAGGAACUGUCAGGAUCGAGGGAAAGAUGAACGGAGCAAACUACAGAGAGAUCCUUGAUGAAAACCUGCUACAGAGUGCUCAGGACCUCAAACUGUGGCAAAGGUUCAUCUUCCAACAGGACAAUGACCCUAAGCACAGAGCCAAGACAACACAGGAGUGGCUUCAGGACAAGUCUUUGAAUGUCCUUGAGUGGCCCAGCCAGAGCUCGGACUUGAACCCGAUCUAACAUUUCUGGAGAGACCUGAAAAUAGCUGUGCAGCGACGCUCCCCAUCCAACCUGACAGAGCUUGAGAGGAUCUGCAGAGAAGAAUGGGAGAAACUCCCCGAAUACAGCUGAAGUCAGAAGUUUACAUACACCUUAGCCAAAUACAUUUAAACUCAGUUUUUCACAAUUCCUUACGUGUAAUCCUAGUAACUUUAUUUUAAGAAUAUGAAAUGUCAGAAUAAUAGUAGAGAGAAUGAUUUAUUUAAGCUUUUAUUUAUUUCAUCACAUUCUCAGUGGGUCAGAAGUUUACAUACACACAAUAGUAUUUGGUAGCAUUGCCUUUAAAUUGUUUAACUUAGGUCAAACAUUUCGGGUAGACUUCCACAAGCUUCCCACAAUAAGUUGGGUGAAUUUUGGCCCAUUCCUCCUGACAGAGCUGGUGUAAUUGAGUCAGGUUGGUAGGCCUCCUUGCUUGCACAAGCAUUUUCAGUUCUGCCCACAAAUGUUCUAUAAGAUUGAGGUCAGGGCUUUGUGAUGGCCACUCCAAUACCUUGACCUUGUUGUCCUUAAGCCAUUUUGCCACAACUUUGGAAGUAUGCUUGGGGUCAUUGUCCAUUUGGAAGACCCAUUUGCGACCAAGCUUUAACUUCCUGACUGAUGUCUUGAGAUGUUGCUUCAAUAUAUCCACAUAAUUUUCCUUCCUCAUGAUGCCAUCUAUUUUGUGAAGUGCACCAGUCCCUCCUGCAGCAAAGUACCCCCACAGCAUGAUGCUGCCACCCCCAUGCUUCACGGUUGAGAUGGUGUUCUUCGGCUUGCAAGCGACCCCCUUUUUCCUCCAAACAUAACGAUGGUCAUUAUGGCCAAACAGUUCAAUUUUUGUUUCAUCAGACCAGAGGACAUUCCUCCAAAAAGUAUGAUCUUUGUCCCCAUGUGCAGUUGCAAACCGUAGUCUGGCUUUUUUAUGGCGGUUUUGGAGCAGUGGCUUCUUCCUUGCUGUGCAGCCUUUCAGGUUAUGUCGAUAUAGGACUUGUUUUACUGUUGUACUGUUUUCUCCAGCAUCUUCACAAGGUUCUUUGCUGUUGUUCUGGGAUUGAUUUUCACUUUUCACACCAAAGUAUGUUCAUCUCUAGGAGACAGAACGCGUCUCCUUCCUGAGCGGAAUGACGGUUGUGUGGUCCCAUAGUGUUUAUACUUGCGUAUUAUUGUUUGUACAGAUGAACGUGGUACCUUCAGGCAUUUGGAACCAGACUUGUGGAGGUCUACAAUUCUUUUUCUGAGGUCUUGGCUGAUUUCUUUUCAUUUUCCUAUGAUGUCAAGCAAAGAGGCACUGAGUUUGAAGGUAGGCAUUGAAAUACAUCCACAGGUACACCUCCAAUUGACUCAAAUUAUGUCAAUUAGCCUAUCAGAAGCUUCUAAAGCCAUGACAUCAUUUUCUGGAAUUUUCCAAGCUGUUUAAAGGCACAGUCAACUUAGUGUAUGUAAACUUCUGACCCACUGGAAUUGUGAUACAGUGAAUUAUAAGUGAAAGAACCUGUCUGUAAACAAUUGUUGGAAAAAUUGCUUUUGUCAUGCACAAAGUAGAUGUCCUAACCGACUAUGGUUUGUUAACAAGAAAUGUGUGGAGUGGUUGAAAAGCGAGUUUUAAUGUGUAUGCAAACUUCCGACCUCAACUGUACAGGUGUGCUAAGCUUGUAUUAUCAUACCCAAGAAGACUUUAGGCCGCCAAAGGUGCUUCGACAAAGUACUGAGUAAAGGGUCUGAAUACAUAUGUAAAAAAAAUGUUUUCACUGACUCUUCACACCUGUUUCUCAAGAUACAUUUUGCACCGACUCCCACUCACUCACCCACCCUUACAUAUAUACACACACAGAACAUUACCCUCUUCUUUUUACUACUCUUUACUCCUUAUUGUAUUUUUUAAUAAAUGUCUUGGUAUCGUGUUUUUUAAAAUAAAUGUCUUGAUAUCGUGUUUUUUUAAUAAAUAUCUUGAUAUCGUGUACUUUUUUGAUAAAUGUCUUGAUAUCGUGUUUUUUUUAUAAAUGUCUUGAUAUCGUGUUUUUUUUAAUAAAUGUGUUGAUAUCAUGUAUUUUUUGAUGAAUGUGUAUUGCACCAUUAAGAGCUUACAGUUAUGUUUUUUUGCUUUGUUAUUUCGUUACUUCUUUUUUGGAAGGGGGUUUGGGAAUGUUACAUUUUUUACUUAUGUCUUGUUGUGCACUAUCUACAAUUGUUUAUUUCAUUAGAGAUGUUGUAUUUAUAAUUUUACUUUUGAACACUUGUUCUUAUUUUUUGACAAGUAAAAGCAUGUUUAUAUAGUAAACACUUGACCUUUCUUUGAUUUGGUGACAAAAUUAGCUAUAUUAGUGUAGGGUGGGGGGGAGGGGGGCCGUAACAAUGGUGAGGUGUGAGUGUCAGGAGAACUACAGUACAUGGCAUGUCUCAGCCUCGACACAUUGGCAGUCAGGAUCUCUAGUUUCCACCGAGUGUUUUUAACACCCAAUGGUUCGCCACCAACAGUUGGUGGAGAAACAAGCGUUUUGAGUGUUCAGACAUAAAACAGCAAAGUUCUUCCGACUGGCAUGGAAGUAGCUAGUCUUCAGAGGUGUAAGGGUAGUUAGGAGACUGAAACUACGACAUUUGGUGCAAUGAUUUUCAUGGAAUUAUUGAUGUUAUGUUUAUCAACCAAUCAGUGAUCGUGCACAAAGUCCAGCUGCAUUUUGAAUGUUAAGAUUGCAGAAAAGCCAGACUAUUUGGCAAUGACACCGUCCAUGUCCACCGCAGCCCUACCCAGAACAUCUGAUGCAAUAGACCACAGACAAUCACCUGCAGAGGAGUGGAAUGUCAGCACAAAACAGGUUCUGGAUUUCAGGCCUACAAAUGCCAACAUCAUAUGCAUUGUGACAUCAUGGUUGCUCCGGAUUACAAACAUUCUGAAAACACAAAAAAUUGGAAAAUAAACAAAAAUACAAGCAAAGCAGAACAUAAAGUGGCAUGUCACUGGAUGAUGUGCUUCUUUCGUGCCUAAAAUGAAGAAAACCGGCGCAACAUUUUUGAAAGAGAUCCGUACGAAACGUUGUGGCUUACGGUAUUAUAAUACAAAUAUUCCUGAAGAAUUGGCAUGAACCGAAUGGCACUACUUCCUAUUUCAAAUUUCUAUCCAUGUGAUACAAUUAUUGAUCGCAACACAAGUUAUUUGCACUCACAGUACUAAUCCAGAGUCAGAAUGCAAACUACCUCUGCUAAGCUUUUGUGUAUCCAAUGUUGCUGUUCUUUUUCAAAAGCAAAGGGAAUGUAAUAUGGAUAGGUGCCCUAGGAUGGAAAGGACAACUCUCUCUAAGUGCAGUGUGCUUUUGAUGUAUACCACACAAAACAUGUGGAUUGGCUGGCUCAGACUAGCACCAAUGGUAGCUGGUGUAACAGCGUCCUAGUCCUAUGGUGUUAUUAAAAGAACAAUGCUUACACACAUUACAUCAAAGAAGUGAAAAAAGAGUGUCAUUAUCGGUGGCCUUUUUUGCUUUCAUUUUAUUACGAGAAAGAGGAAAAUACCGUAUUUCUUUCCUCUUUGGAAGUUUCCCUUGUUGACAGCAGCCUACCAGGCACUGCUAAACGUGUGCCAGCUCUGUACUCUGCAAAGUGAGCCAUCAUCAAAGGACCAGGGAUGGCCACUGCAUGCACGCUGUAGUGUUACGUAACAUCUGUGGCCACUCAGGGGAAACAGCAUCAGGGAGGGAAAUCAACCUCAUUGAAGCUGGAUUACAGAGAAUUGAACAGUUGGGGAUUACUCCUUUGGCACAGAGAUGGUUCACCAUAUUUUAUUGGAUCUUAUGAAUCUCAUGAAUACAUAACAAAUAAUUAAUCUUUAUAUAAACAAGCCGUCAAAAGACUUGGGGCUGCCAGCGGGGACAAAAUGGGCUAUUAUCUUGAUUUGGUUUUCUCUCUGAAAGUACAUGCUUGAAUGGCAAAGAAAUGGGUGCAAUUUCUUAGUGUAUUAUACAAUCCAAACAAGACUAUCCUCCUCUGCUAAGGUUCAGAUGAGGACUCAUGCUGAACAUAAACAAACACUCACACUAUUCAAUCAGUUUCGUAGUUUUUUUCCAUCUCACCUGAAAGCCUGAUUAGCAAUUUUGAUUGUAUAGGCUGAGGCUCUUACACAGUUAAAAUAACAGUAACUUUUUUUGAGAAACCUUUAUAGUGUGUAAGUUCCAUUCUUAUCGAUUCAGGUUUAUCCAAGUCAGCACCUUAUGUUGAUGCUGGAAUGAUAUUCGGUUACACUUUAUUUGGAUAGUACCCAAUAGAUUAUCUACAGAUACUCAAACAUUGAACUAUCAAUUGCUACUCUGUUGAUAUUCCUUUCCCCAGACUCCCAGCUUGCUAUAAGCAAUGAGAAUAGAGGACAAAGAUGGUGUGAGGGUGGGAGGAGGUGAAACAGAGAUUAAAAUACAAUGUACACUACCAUUCAAAAGUUUGGGGUCACUUAGAAAUGUCCUUGUUUUCAAAAGAAAUUAUAUUUUUUGGCUGAUUUUUAAAUGGAAUAGGCUUACAGAAGCCCAUUAUCAGCAACCAUCAGUCCUGUGUUCCAAUGGCACGUUGUGUUUGCUAAUCCAAGUUUAUCAUUUUAAAAGGCUAAUUGAUCAUUAGAAAACCCUUUUGCAAUUAUGUAAGCACAGCUGAAAACUGUUGUGCUGAUUAAAGAAGCAAUAAAACUGGCCUUCUUGAGACUAGUUGAGUAUCUGGAGCAUCAGCAAUUGUGGGUUCAAUUCUUCCCAUUACCACUAUUUCACAGUAUUAUCAUCGUACUGCUAUAGAUUUCCAUGUUCCCAGGGGUAUUGUCAGUAGUAAUCUUAUACCAAUAAAGUUGAACUCUGUUGCUGUUAGCCAAAAUGAGAGGCCUGCUGUCAGCUCACCCAGUGCUAUUAUUUUAAAUACCUACAGUAUAUGGAUACCCCUGCUGUUUUCAAAGCACAUAGAGGGCGUGGAUGGUUGCACAGAAACGUGCGAAGCUUGAUGUCAAAGAUGGACCAUAUGGAUGUCUGGAUGCAUGACACAAACCCUGACAUUCUGGUUCUCACAGAGACCUGGAUAAAUUGCUAGAGUAUGGAUAAGGACAUUGAAAUGGCUGAUUACAACAUUUUCAGGUGUGAUAGACUGAAAAAAAAGGGGGGGGGGACUAUAUAUGUCAAAUUGACUCUUGUAGCAUCAUGUUCCCUAAGUGUCACUAUUCCCAAAAAGUUUGAAUGUUUGGGUUUCAAGUCAUGCCUUUCGGUCUAGCCAACGCACCUGCGGUGUUCCAGGCAUUGGUCAAUGACGUUCUCCGGGACCUCCUCGACUACAGCGUCUUUGUGUAUUUGGAUGACAUCCUAAUAUUCUCAAAGGACAUGAGUGAACACCAGCAGCACGUUCGGCAGGUCCUCCAACGCCUUCUCCGUCACCAGCUCUACGUCAAGGUGGAGAAGUGCGUGUUCCACACAGAGACAGUCUCCUUCCUGGGGUUCAUCGUCACCCAGGGGGGACCUACGGAUAGACCGGACUGAUCAGAGCCUGAAGGUACAGAGGUGCCGUUCCCCUCACUGCUCCAUAGGCAAGCACCAUGGUCUUGUAGCGGAUGCGAGCUUCAACUGGAAGCCAGUGGAGUGUGCGGAGGAGGGGGGUGACGUGAGAGAACUUGGGAAGGUUGAACACCAGACGGGCUGCGGCAUUCUGGAUGAGUUGUAGGGGUUUAAUGGCACAGGCAGGGAGCCCAGCCAACAGCGAGUUGCAGUAGUCCAGACGGGAGAUGACAAGUGCCUGGACCAGGACCUGCGCCGCUUCCUGUGUAAGGCAGGGUCGCACUCUCCGAAUGUUGUAGAGCAUGAACCUGCAGGAGCGGGUCACCGCCUUGAUGUUGGCGGAGAACGACAGGGUGUUGUCCAGGGUCACGCCUAGGCUCUUCGCACUCUGGGAGGAGGACACAGCGGAGUUGUCAACCGUGAUGGCGAGAUCAUGGAACGGGCAGUCCUUCCCCGGGAGGAAGAGCAGCUCCGUCUUGCCAGGGUUCAGCUUGAGGUGGUGAUCCGUCAUCCAUACUGAUAUGUCUGCCAGACAUGCAGAGAUGCGAUUCGCCACCUGGUUAUCAGAAGGGGGAAAGGAGAAGAUUAGUUGUGUAUCGUCAGCGUAGCAAUGAUAGGAGAGACCAUGUGAGGAUAUGACAGAGCCAAGUGACUUGGUGUAUAGGGAGAAAAGGAGAGGGCCCAGAACCGAUCCCUGGGGGACACCAGUGGUGAGAGCACGUGGUGCGGAGACAGCUUCCCGCCACGCCACUUGGUAGGAGCGACCGGUCAGGUAGGACGCAAUCCAGGAGUGAGCCGCGCCGGAGAUGCCCAUCUCGGAGAGGGUGGCGAGGAGGAUCUGAUGGUUCACAGUAUCAAAGGCAGCAGACAGGUCUAGAAGGACAAGAGCAGAGGAGAGAGAGUUAGCUUUAGCAGUGCGGAGAGUCUCCGUGACACAGAGAAGAGCAGUCUCAGUUGACCCAGCCAAGGUCAGCGCGGUACUGGAUUAGCCCCAGCCCUCAUCCCUCAAGCAACUACAGCGAUAUUUUGUGUUUACACAUUUUUAUAGACGAUUUAUUCACAAUUUUAGCUCCCCAGCUGCUCCCCUGACAGCCCUCACCCAGACGAGUGUGCGCUCCUUCGCCUGGACCCCGGAAGCAGGGAACGCAUUUGAUGCGCUUAAGCGGCGCUUUACAUCAGCCCCGGUCCUAGGGCAUCCUGAUCCGUCCCAGCCGUUCAUUGUGGAGGUGGAUGCUUCAGACGUUGCGGUGGAAGCAAUCCUGUCCCAGCGGUUCCUCACGGAUGGUAAGACUCACCCCUGCUCGUUUAUCUCCCGUCGGCUGUCCCCGGCGGAGCGGAAUUACGACGUGGGGAACCGUGAGUUGCUAGCGGUCAAGCUCGCCCUAGGGGAGUGGAGGCAUUGGCUAGAGGGGGCUGCCCAUCCAUUUGUCGUAUGGACGGACCAUAAGAACUUAGCCUACAUUCAGUGGGCCAAGAGGCUCAACUCGCGCCAGGCCAGGUGGGCGUUGUUCUUCACCAGGUUCCGGUUCACCGUCUCAUACCGUCCGGGGUCGAAGAACAACAAGCCUGACGUGCUCUCCAGGCAGUUCGACCCUUUGGACCUGGUGGAGAGGGACAACCCCAUUGUCCCCAACGCCCUGAUUCCUGCACCAGUUUUGCAACUCUGCCUAGAGGGUCAGCAUUCCGGAGUCGCCUCUUCACUGUUGACUGGCCAUUUUGAGCCUGUAAUCGAACCCACAAUUGCUGAUGCUCCAGAUACUCAACUAGUCUCAAGAAGGCCAGUUUUAUUGCUUCUUUAAUCAGCACAACCGUUUUCAGCUGUGCUAACAUAAUUGCAAAAGGGUUUACUAAUGAUCAAUUAGCCUUUUAAAAUGAUAAACUUGGAUUAGCAAACACAAUGUGCCAUUGGAACACAGGACUGAUGGUUGCUGAUAAUAGGCAUUUGUAUGCCUCUGUAGAUGUUCCAUAAAAAAUCAGCCAUUUCCAGCUACAAUAGCCAUUUACAACAUUAACAAUGUCUACACUGUAUUUCUGAUCAAUUUGAUGUUAUUUUAAUGGACAACAAAAAAAGCUUUUCUUUAGAAAACAAGGACAUUUCUAAGUGACCCCAAACUUUUGAACUGUAGAUCAUCUCAUUUCCGGGCCUGUACCAAAAAUAGGCCGCGGAGUUCAUCGCUUUAGUCGUCUCCUCGGUCUACACUGCUGGCUUAAAUCCUACUGUUCCACCUUGGAUUUGGAGUUCGUUGACAAUUUGGACCACUUCUGGGAGAGGGCCAAGCUUUACAAGGGUUUGCAUCCAAAUAGUUUCGACCCUUUGGACCUGGUGGAGAGGGACAACCCCAUUGUCCCCAACGCCCUGAUUGCUGCACCAGUUUCGUGGGGAAUCGAUAGGCUGGUCAGAGCAGCACUACGGCGGGAGCCCGAUCCGGGCGGAGGUCCAUCGGGGAGGAUGUACGUACCCAAGGCUGCGCGCUCGCGACUGUCUUGAUUUUAACUUGACUCAGUUUAUCUCCAAACUCACAUGAAUUAACGUAAGAAACUCAGCAAAUUCCUCGCUGAUUGACCUGAUUUUGACAAAUAGCCCCCACAAGUACGUAUCGAAUGGUGUCUUUGCUAAUGACAUCAGUAAUCACUGUCCUAUUGCAUGUAUUAGAAAUACCAAACAGACAAACUUUGAGGAUAUGCAUUUUUCAUACCUUUCCUCCAUCAGCUGCAUGCCUGACCCUGAAUUGGGGCUUGAUCUUUUCUAAUCUAUUUUUAUAUAUCUGGCAGACAAACUGUCACGACCGUCUACGGAAGGAGUGGACCAAAGCGCAGCGUUUGUAGCGAACAUGACUUUAUUAAAGUUAAAGAGCACGAACGAGAAAACAAUAAACAAUGACGGAUAGUGAAGUCCUCAGUACACAGACUGAAACAUGGAACAAAAACCCACAACCCUAAGGUGAACACUGACAGUUUAAAUAUGGCUCCCAAUCAGAGAUAACGAGCCGACAGCUGACACUCGUUACCUCCGAUUGGGAGUCACAUGACGAGACAAGACACUACAACCAAAACCAAACACAACCAAAUGAACACACCCUAUACCCAACACAACCAAAUGAAUACACCCUGGCUCAAACUACACAGUCCCGGAGCCAGAGCGUGACAGUACCCCCCCCUAAAGGCGCGGACUCCGACCGCGCCUACACCCCAAAAUAGGGGAGGGCUGGGUGGGUGUUGCUCCUCGGAGGCGGCUCCGGCUCCGGGCUUGACCACCACCCCACUUCACUCCCCCCGUAGUGCCCCCGGUCCGAUCUGACCCAGCUUGCUGGAUCAGGACCUCCGACGCGCACCCCUGGCUUGGCGCGUGAGGUAGGAAUGGACCGGAACUGGCAGACGAUACGCACCCUUUGCCUGGUGCGUGGAGCCGGAACAGGCCUCACCAGGCUGAAGACUCGCAUCCCUGGCUUGGUGCGAGUAGCAGGAACGGGCUGGACCAGGCUGACGACUCGCACCCUUGGCUUGGUGCGAGUGGCAGGAACAGGCCGGACCGGGCUGGCGACGCGCACCGUAGGUUUGGUGCGAGUGGCAGGAACAGGCCGGGUCGGGCUGGCGACGCGCACCGUAGACUUGGUGCGGGUGGCAGGAACAGGCCGGACCGGGCUGGCGACGCGCACCGUAGGUUUGGUGCGAGUGGCAGGAACAGGCCGGGUCGGGCUGGCGACGCACACCGUACACUUGGUGCGGGUGGCAGGAACAGGCCGGACCGGGCUGGCGACGCGCACCGUAGGUUUGGUGCGAGUGGCAGGAACAGGCCGGGUCGGGCUGGCGACGCGCACCGUAGACUUGGUGCGGGUGGCAGGAACAGGCCGGGCUGGGCUGGCGACGCACACCGUAGGUUUAGUGCGUGGAGCAGGAACAGGCCGGGCUGGGCUGGCGACGCACACCGUAGGUUUAGUGCGUGGAGCAGGAACAGGCCGGGCUGGGCUGGCGACGCACACCGUAGGUUUAGUGCGUGGAGCAGGAACAGGCCGGGCUGGGCUGGCGACGCACACCGUAGGUCUGGUACGUGGAGCAGGAACAGGCCGGACAGGGCUGUCGACGCACACCGUAGGCUUUGUGCGUGGAGCAGGAACAGGCCGGACCGGGCUGGCGACGCGCACCGUAGGUUUGGUGCGAGUGGCAGGAACAGGCCGGGUCGGGCUGGCGACGCGCAACGUAGACUUGGUGCGGGUGGCAGGAACAGGCCGGGCUGGGCUGGCGACGCACACCGUAGGUUUAGUGCGUGGAGCAGGAACAGGCCGGGCUGGGCUGGUGACGCACACCGUAGGUUUAGUGCGUUGAGCAGGAACAGGCCGGGCUGGGCUGGCGACGCACACCGUAGGCUUUGUGCGUUGAGCAGGAACAGGCCGGGCUGGGCUGGCGACGCACCCCGUAGGCUUUGUGCGUAGAGCAGGAACAGGCCGGGCUGGGCUGACGACGCACCCCGUGGGCUUGGUGCGUGGAGUAGGAACAGGCCGGUCCGUACUGGGAACACACACCACUGGCCUUAACCGAGGAUCAGGAACGGGCCGGACCGGACUGGUAACACACCUCAGUCUCUCACGCCGUGCCUCAACUACUUCCCUCCCUCUACUCGCCAAUGGCUCCCGUAAUCCGGUAGCCUUCUCUCCACGUCUCCCUGUGGCAGCCUCCUGCUGCCCAGCCGCCCAAGCCAUGUGCCCCCCCCAAAAAACUUUUUGGGGUUGCCUCUCGUCCCUCCGACGAUGGCCCUGCUGACGCCGUUGCUCCUCUCUCGCCAGGGCCUUGAUCCUCCCCCAAGGUCCCUUGCCCCCGAGCAUGUCCUCCCAGGACCACGAUUUGCCCACCUGGGCCAUCGCCAGCCUCUCGAUCUCCUUACCCGGCGCUUCCUCCCAUGUCCAGUCUCCUUGCUCCUGGACACGCUGCUUGGUCCUUUUUUGGUGGGUUUUUCUGUCACGACCGUCUACGGAAGGAGUGGACCAAAGCGCAGCGUUUGUAGCGAACAUGACUUUAUUAAAGUUAAAGAGCACGAACGAGAAAACAAUAAACAAUGACGGAUAGUGAAGUCCUCAGUACACAGACUGAAACAUGGAACAAAAACCCACAACCCUAAGGUGAACACUGACAGUUUAAAUAUGGCUCCCAAUCAGAGAUAACGAGCCGACAGCUGACACUCGUUACCUCCGAUUGGGAGUCACAUGACGAGACAAGACACUACAACCAAAACCAAACACAACCAAAUGAAUACACCCUGGCUCAAACUACACAGUCCCGGAGCCAGAGCGUGACACAAACGCCCCCUUUAAACGCCUUAGAGUUACAAAUAUAGCUAAUCCAUGGUUCUCUAUAGAACUUUCAGAUCUCAUUAUGAUGAGAAAUCAUGCCUGGGCAAAGGCAUGAAAAACAGACUCGUUAGCCAAUUGGCAGCUUUUCAGACAAUUGAGAAAUAAAUGUACUUCCUCAAUUAAGAAAGCUAAAUCUAGCUACUUUCUAAGUUCUAUUUCUGACUGUUAGUGAUUCGUCAAAAUUUUUGAAAACUGUUAAUGCAAUGAAGUGUGGGAAUCCCCACCCUUCCCUGCCCAAGCAAAUUGAGUCAGACUCUGGCAUCAUUACUGGGAAAAAUUAGAUAAGGGAUGCUUUUAAUCAUGAUUUUAUAUCAGCACAAUUUUAAUUUGAAAGAAAUGUUGGUUAGCUGACCCUGGUCUGUCAAUAGAUGGCUCCUCCCUCUCCCAGCCCCCGGUUGGCUUGAUGGAGGAUCAGUCAACUUCUGGUGAAUCUUUGUUUACAUUUCAACAACUUUCUACUUGUGAUGUGCUAGAUGCCUUGCUGAAGAUUGAUGUAAAAACAAUCUACCGGGGCAGAUUUGCAUGAUCCCUUCUUGCGGUAGCUUUCUGCUGCUCUGAUUGCAGAAUCUUUAACACAUGUUUGUAACCUUACGAUUACUUCUGGUAUCAUUCCCAGGGUCUGGCAGGCAGCACAUAUACCCCUUCACAAAGGUGGUGACCUGUGUGACUGAAAUAAUUAUUGCCCCAUUUCCCUAGCAAACAUUUUCGAAUCCUUGGUAAAUACUCAAUUUAGAUACUUUUUAACCAUAACAUGUAUUCUAAAUGUACACUGCCAUCUCUGCUUCUGCUAAAUUAUGUUUUUAACUGCACGACAUCGUCAGCGUUCUUUUGUGUCUGGAGGCGAACACCCACACAUGUUCCGAGCCCUCUGCUGCGCACUGUUCCCUACCCAUCCACUUUCCUGAUCACAUUGUAGUUCCACAGUGUAAGGCGCUAGUCGAUACAGGCGCAGCAGGGAACUUUAUGGACAGGGCAUUCUCACACAGUCUAGGCAUUUCAUUGGUUCCCCUAUCCAUUCCACUCCCAAUCAGAGCACUUGACAGUCGACCAUUAGGGUCCGGGUUUGUUAGGGAAGUUACCGCACCAAUCACCAUGGUUACCCAUGAGACUCAUUGCGAGCAAGUCACGUUAUUUAUUAUUGAGUCUCCUGCUUUCCCUGUGGUACUAGGUAUCCCUUGGUUAGCACUCCACAACCCCAGAUUCUUAUGGCCACAGAAAGUUCUCACGGGGUGGUCGCGAGAGUGUCAGGGUAGGUGUAUCGGUGUUUCCGUUGGUGCAACCACAGUGGAAAGUCCAGACAGUACCUCAACUGUGCGCAUUCCCCCCCGAAUACCUUGAUUUGGCGCAUGCGUUUUACAAAACGCAGGCGACCAAGUUACCACUUCAUCGGGCGGGGGAUUGCGCGAUAAACCUCCGGGUAGACGCUGUGCCUCCCAGGAGUCAUGUGUAUCCCCUGUCACAGGCUGAAAUGGAGGCUAUGGAAAAAUACGUCACCAAGUCCCUGCGCCAGGGGUUUAUACGUCCCUCCACUUCACCCGUCUCCUCAAGUUUAUUUUUUGUGAAGAAGAAAGACGGCGGUCUGCGCCCUUGCAUUGAUUAUCGAUCACUGAACAAGGAGAUGAUACGAUUUAGUUAUCCUCUCCCCCUCAUUCCUUCAGUGAUCAAGUCAAUGCAUGGGGCGCGCUUCUUCACCAAAUUAGAUCUCUGGAGUGCGUACAUCCUGGUACGUGUCUGAGAGGGGGAUGAGUGGAAGACAGCAUUCAGUACAACCACAGGGCAUUAUGAAUACCUGGUGAUGCCCUACGGUUUGAUGAAUGCUCCAUCCGUCUUCAGUCCUUUGUGAACGAGAUGUUUAGGGACAUGCUUGGUCGCGGUGUAGUGGUCUACAUCGAUGACAUUCUGGUGUAUUCCACUACGCGCGCCAAGCAUGUGUCCCUGGUUCGCAAAGUGCUGGCCCGACUGUUGGAAAAUUACCUUCAUGCCAAGGCAGAAAAGUUUCUGUUUUUCCAGCAGUCUGUCUCCUUCCUCGGAUACCGCAUUACCACCUCAGGUGUGGAGAUGGAGGGAUAUUCGCAUUUCAGUCCGUGCGUAAUUGGCCGACUCCAACCACGGUUAAGGAGGUGCAGCGCUUUAUUGGCUUCGCCAACUACUAAAGAAGGUUUAUCUGGGGCUUUGGCAAGGUCGCAGCUCCCAUUACAUCUCUGUUGAAGGGUGGGCCGUCCCGGCUCCGCUGGUCUGCUGAGGCUGACAGGGCCUUCAGUAACCUGGGGGUCUGUUCACCUCAGCCCCGGUACUGGCCCACCCCGAUCCAUCACUACCAUUCGUAGUGGAGGUGGAUGCGUCUGAGGUAGGGAUAGGCGCUGUCCUAUCUCAACGCUCGGGCACGCCACCCAAGCUCCGCCCCUGUGCCUUCUUCUCUAAGAAGCUCAGCCCGGCGGAGCAGAACUACGACGUUGGUGAUCGGGAGUUGUUGGAUGUUGUCCGAGUCCUGGCCGUGUGGAGGCAUUGGCUCGAAGGGGUGAAACACCCUUUCCUCGUCUGAAUGGACCACAGUAACCUGGAGUACAUCCGGGCAGCGAGGAGGCUAAAUCCUCGCCAGGCCAGGUGGGCCCUAUUUUUCACCUGGUUUGAUUUCACACUAUCACACAUCCCGGGUACGAAGAACGUGAAGGCAGACGCAUUGUCACGGCUGUAUGACACAGAGGAGAGGUCCAGGGACAACACCCCCAUACUCCCAGCCUCCUGCAUUGUGGCGCCGGUAGUAUGGGUGAUGGACGCUGAUAUAGAGCAGGCGUUACGCACAGAGCCAUCUCCACCUCAGUGUCCAGAUGGGAUGUGACCGUCUGAUCUACUGGGCACACUCCUCUGGUCACCCAGGUAUCGGUCGUACAGUGCGCUGCCUGACCGGAAAGUACUGGUGGCCUACCUUGGCUAAGGACGUGAUGGUGUAUGUCUCCUCCUGCUUGGUGUGCGCCCAGAGUAAGGCACUUAGGCCCCUCCCGGCGGGUAAGUUACAACCUUUACCAGUUCCACAACGACCAUGGUCUCACCUGAGUGUUGAUUUCCUUACUGAUCUUCCCCUCUCCCAAGGUAACACCACCAUCAUGGUCGUUGUGGACCGCUUUUCCAAGGCCUGCCGUCUCCUUCCUCUGCCCGGUCUCCCCAUGGCCCUGCAGACUGCAGACACACGUCUUCCGGCACCAAGAGGUACCAGAGGAUAUAGUGUCUGACUGGGGUCCCCAGUUCACAUCCAAGGUCUGGAAGGCAUUCAUGGAACGUCUGGGGGUCUCGGUCAGCCUGACCUCUGGUUUCCACCCUGAGUCUAAUGGGCAGGUGGAAUGGGUAAAUCAGGAUGUGGGUAGGUUCCUGUAUUCCUACUGCCAGGACCGGCCGGGGGAGUGGUCGGUGUUCUUGCCAUGGUCCGAAUAUGCCCAGAACUCUCUCCGCCACUCCUCCACUUACCCAGCAACAUUCCAAUGUGUUUUAGGUUACCAACCGGUUCUAGCACCGUGGCACCAGAGCCAGACCGAGGCUCCUGCAGUGGAUGACUGGUUUCGGUGCGUGGAGGAGACGUGGGACGCUGCCCACGUCCACCUCCAACGCGCCGUGCGUCGUCUGAAGGCCAAUGCUGACCGACACCGCUGUGAGGCCCCGGUCUUCGUACCGGGUGAUCGGGACUGGCUCUCGACCCGGAAUCUGCCCCUCCGCCUGCCCUGCCAGAAGCUGAGCCCGCGGUUUGUGGGGCCGUUCAAAGUCCUGAGGAGAAUCAACGAGGUUUCCUAUAGGUUAUUACUCCCCAUGAUUACCGUAUUAAGCACUCGUUUCAUGUGUCUCUCCUCAGGCCGGUGGUGGCUGUUCCGCUCCAGGAGUCUGAGGAACGGGAGGUCCCUCCGCCUCCUCUGGACAUCGAGGGGGCCCCGGUGUACUCCGUCCGUUCCAUCCUGGAUUCGAGGCGUCGGUUGGGGGGCCUUCAGUACCUCAUGGAGUGGGAGGGGUACGGUCCGGAGGAACGGCGCUGGAUUUCCACCGUCGCCGUCCGGCUAGCCCUGCUCCGCGUCCUCCUGGCCGUCCCUGAGGCCGGGGUUGGCGCAAUGCUGGAUCUGCGCGUCAAGGGUGGGGGGGGGGGGGGGGGGGGGUACUGUCACGACUACCCCCGAAGCUGCCUCCCCUCCUUGUUCGGGCAGGCUUCGGCAUUCGUCGUCACCGGCCUUCUAGCCACUGCCGCUCCGUAUCUCAUCAUUCCAUUUGUCUUGUCUUGUAUAUUAUACACACCUGGUUCAUCUUCCCCUCAUUAGUAUGUGUUUAAGUGUUCCCUCUGCCCCCUUGUCCUUGUGGGUGAUUGUUCAUUGUGAGGAUUAUUACCUCGGUUGAGCUCAGUAUUUUGUAUUGCUGGGGUAUUAUCCCUGUGUGCAUGUUUGUUCCAGAGCGCCUGUUUUGCGCACUGGACUGGUUACGCUGGAUUAUAUAAUAAACUCUGUAUACUGUGAUUUACCCUCCUGCGCCUGACUCCUUCAAAUCACGCAUCACAAUUGAUUUAUCUGUAAAAACUUUCAACCUUCACCUGUAUGCAGAUGACACUCUUGUGUAUGCUAUUGCCACAACGGCUGACCAGGCUCUUUCGGAGCUUCAGUCUGUCUUUAUUGCCCUGUAGACGGCCUUUGUUGAACUUAAGUUAGUGCUUAAUGCAGGUAAAACCAAGUACAUGUUGUUUUUCGAAUUCACGUAAAAAUGUAUGCAUACGUACUUUGGAUGGUGCCAUCAAUGAUCUUGUUCCCGCGUAUAAAUAUCUGGGCAUCUGGAUUGACAAUAGGCUUUCAUUCAAAAUACAUGUUGAUGAGUUAGUUAAAAAGUUUAGAAUAAAAUGUGGCUUAUUUUUUUAGGAAUAGGUCAUGCCUUACGUUAAAUAGCAGAAAACAAAUAACUAAGUCGAUAUUAAUUCCGAUUUUAGACUAUGGCAAUAUAAUUUAUAUGAAUGCAGCUGCCACUGUAUUGAAGCCACUGAAUGCUGUAUAUAAUAAUGCAUUAUGCUUCAUUACGGGCACUAGGUUCAGCACACAUCAAUGUACUCUGUAUGAGAAAGUAGGCUGGCCCUCUUUGAAGUCUCGCAGAUUCAUUGCUCUCUUUUUGUCUGUAAAGCCCUCUUGUGUAAACUACCACACUACCUGACUUCUGUGGUAACCUACAGAAAUACAAGCUAUCAGACAAGAUCUCAGGAAUGGUUAACUCUAGAGGUCCCUUCGAUCUCGACAGAGUUAGAUAAAACUGCAUUUAGCUAUUUUGUACGUUUCUUGUGGAAUGGUUUACAUUUUAUGAAUUGGUGCCUCUGAUGCAGUUCAGACGGCUAUGUGAGGACCUUUUUAAGGAAUAAUGUGUUUUGUUUUUUAUAUUUCUAUGAUUGAUCUUAUGUUUUUUUAUUUUGUAUUAUUGUGUUGUGUUUUUUUGCUUCCUUAUAUAUUGUAUGUAACUAGGCCUAUGUUUUGUAACUUUCCCCAGGUCGUUGCUGCAAAUGAGAAUGUAUUCUCAGUCAACUCACCUAAUCUAAUUUUGAACGCUAUUUUAUAUACCGUAGGUUAGCUCUCAUUUUCUCAGAAAUGUGUACAUAAUCCCGAAACAUAACCUUGCCUGACGUACAACAUUAGAUACAAAUCGCAGGAUUUGACCAUAGUAUUUGUUUCAGUGUCGCUGAAAUAUGAUGACUUUGUUUCCGGCUCAACAAUCAAACAUAGUCUAAAAUGUGCUUGAGGUACACUAUACUGUAUAUACAAUAGUAUGUGGACAACCCUUCAAAUUAGUGGAUUCGGUUAUUUCAGCCACACCCGUUGCUGACAGGUGUAUAACAUCGAGCACACAGCCAUGCAAUCUCCAUAGCCAAACAUUGGUAGUAGGAUAGCCUUACUGAAGUGCUCAUUGACUUUCAACGUAGCACCAUUAUAGGAUACCACCUUUCCAACAAGUCAGUUCGUCAAAUUUCUGCCCUGCUAGAGCUGCCCCGGUGAACUGUAAGUGCUGUUAUUGUGAAGUGGAAACGUCUAGGAGCAACAACGGCUCAGCCGCGAAGUGGCAGGCCACACAAGCUCACAGAACAGGACCGCCGAGUACUGAAGCUUGUAGCGCUUAAAAAUCGUGGUGUAAAGCUCGCCGCCAUUGGACUCUGGAGCAGUGGAAACACGUUCUCUGCUGUGAUGAAUCACGCUUCACCAUCUGGCAGUCCGACAGACUAAUCUGGGUUUGGCGGAUGCCAGGAGAACGCUACCUGCCCGAAUGCAUUGUGCCAACUGUAAAGUUUGGUGGAGGAGAAAUAAUGGUCUGGGGUUGUUUUUCAUGGUUCGGGCUAGGCCCCUUAGUUCCUGUGAAGAUAAAUCUUAAUGCUACAACAUACAAUGAAAUUCUAGACGAUUCUGUGCUUCCAACUUUAUGGCAACAGUUUGGGGAAGGACCUUUCCUGUUUCAGCAUGACAAUGCCCCCGUGCACAAAACCAUACAGAAAUGGUUUGUCGAGAUCAGUGUGGAAGAACAUGACUGGCCUAUACAGAGCCCUGACCUCAAACCUAUUGAACACCUUUGGGAUGAAUUGGAAUGCCGACUGCGAGCCAGGCCUAAUCGCUCAACAUCAGUGCCCGACCUCACUAAUGCUCUUGUGGGUGAAUGGAAGCAAGUCCCCACAGCAAUGUUCCAACAUCUUGUGGAAAACCUUCCCAGAAGAGUAGAGGCUGUCAUAGCAGACAAAGGGGGUACCAAAUCCAUUUUAAUGUCCAAGAUUUUGGAAUGAGAUGUUCGACGAGCAUACUUUUGGUCAUGUAGUGUACCUCUGCAUAUUUAAGCUGGCAAAGUAAUGAAGCAUGAUGAUUGAGCAUGUGUGUUUUAAUAAGGUAAUGGGCACAGUAUCAUUAUUCAUGCAUGAAAACAGACCUGUUAGUCAAAUUAUAAUAUAUUGUGUGUUCAAACAUUGCCUAUUAGAAUAUACAGUACAUUAGGGACAUAGGGGUAAUCAUUUUAAUUUAUCAAGGCCAAAACUUUAAUUUAAAUGGGACAGGUGGUAAUGCAUAAUAUCAACAGAGAGCAAAAGAGUUCCUGGGUCAGUCUGUAUUUUGUUAUUCCGCUCAUUACCCACAAUGGACGUGUUUCUUCAAGCGCUAUUUGAUAAAGGAACAGUGAACCUGAGUGGAGAGUGAUAGCAGAAGAUAGAUGAGAUAGGGUAAGAAAUCUCCAAAGACUCUGCCUGUCCAAAUGUGUGGCAGCUGGUUUGGACCGUCCCCGAAGUGCUUUAAAAAUAGAUCAGCGAAGAACCAGAGAGAAGGGGAAAAAAGCGAGGAAUCGAGGUCAUAACUUUAAAACAGGGAGGAAAUUAAUUAUGCGUCUUCAGCACCUAUGUUCAGCUCAAUGAGCAAGGUCGGUACAAGCGGGGGGAGGGGGAUGGGGCGGGGGGUUUGCUUAUUCUAGUGUUUAUGUUUAUGUUGUCAUUUGAAUAUUCAGAAAGUGCCUUCAGAAAGUAUUCACACCCCUUGAUUCUUUCCCCACAUUUUGUUGUUACAGCCUGAAUUUAAAAUGUAUCAAAUUGAGAUUUUGUGCCACUGAUCUACACACAAUAUCCCUCAAUGUCAAAGUGAAAUCUUGUUUUUAGAAAAAUGUCACACAGACCAGGGAGGUUUUCCAAUGCUUCGCAAAGAUGGAUAAAAAAAAACAGAAACAGAAUAUCCCUUUGAGCAUGGUGAAGUUAUUAUUACGCUUUGGAUGGUGUUUCAAUACACCCAGUCACUACAAAGAUACAGACGUCCUUCCUGACUCAGUUGCCAGAGAGGAAGGAAACUGCUCACGGAUUUCACCAUGAGGCCAAUGGUGAUUUUAAAACAGUUACAGAGUUUAAUGGCUGUGAUAGGAGAAAAAUGAGGAUGGAUCAAGAACAUUGUAGUUACUCCACAAUACUAACCUUAAUGUGAAAAGAAGGAAGUUUUAUGUUUGGGUCAAAUCCAACACAUCACUGAGUAUCACUCUUCAUAUUUACAAGCAUAGUGGUGGCUGCAUCAUGCUAUGGAUAUGCUUGUCAUUGGCAAGGACUAGGGAUUAUAUAUAUAUAGAUUUUUACAAUAAAAAGAAACAGAAUAGAGUUAAGCACAGGCAAAAUCCUAGAGGACAACAUGGUUCAGUCUGCUUUCCAACAGACACUGGGAGACAAAUGCACCUGUCAGCAGGACAAUAACCUAAAACUCAAGGGCAAAUAUACACUGGAGUUGCUUACCAAGACGACAUUGAAUGUUCCUGAGUGGCCUAGUUACAGUUUUGACUUAAAGCGGCUUGAAAAUCUAUGGCAAGACUUGAAAAUGGCUGUCUGGCAAUGAUCAACAACCAACUUGACAGAGUUUGAAGAGUUUAAAAAAGAAUAAUGGCCAAAUAUUGUACAAUCCAGGUUUGCAAAGCUCUUAGAGACUUACCCAAAAAGACUUACAGCUCUAAUUGCUGCCAAAGGUGAUUCUAAUAUAUAUAUAUUGACUCAGGUGGUUGAAUACUUAUCUAAUCAAGAUAUAUUAGUUUUAUUUUUCGUUAGUCACAUUUUUUCUUCCACUUUGAUAUUACAGAGUAUUUUGUGUAGAUUGUAAAGAAAACAUCAACAAUUAAAUCCAUUUUAAUCCCAAUUUGUAACACAACAAAAAUGUUGUAUUGUCAAAGUGGAAGAAAAAAAUGUAUUAAUGAAAAAUAAAAAACUAAUAUAUCUUCAUUAGAUAAGUAUUCAACCCCCUGAGUCAAUAUAUAUUAGAAUCACCUUUGGCAGCAAUUAGAGCUUUGAGUCUAAUGUGGAACAUUUUGUGAAAACUUUCUGAAGGCACUGUACAUCUUUGAACUAUCAUGUUAUAAUUUAUACUCAUGGAUCCAUAGCCAUCCAUUUGAGAGUGGUUACAUUUCCACCCCCCCAUCCCUCUCCAUACUAAACAUUGUGGCAGGGUCAGGCAGUUGUAAUGACAGAUUGUGGCUUUAAUUGUUUGUACUGAAUUAAUUGCACACGUUUACCGUCAAGAUGUCCCUAUCAUCUAACAAUAAGUAACUACAACGUUCCCUAAUUAUAGAACGUGAGUCCUGGAUUACCCGCUAAUGAGUAGCAAUUAAUCAUUAAUCAGCUCAGUCGUAUAGCCGCUAUAACCUGCCCAGUGGCUGCUGCUGAGGGGAGGACGGUUCAUAAUAAUGGCUGGAAUGGCGUGAAUGGAAUGGCAUCAAACACAUGGAAACCAUGUUUGAUGUAUUUGAUACCAUUCCACUGAUUCUGCUCCAGCAAUUACCACGAGCUUGUUCUCCCCAAUUAAGGUGCCACCAACCUCCUGUCACCAACCUGUCACCAACCUGUCACCAACCUGUCACCAACCUCAUAAUCAAGGCUAUAAUUCUAAGAAUUAGAGGGUGAUGCUAAAGUUUGCAAUGGCUGAUGUCAUAGGAUGAUAUAGGCUAUGAGAGCGUUAGCAUUUGGCCUAUCUGUCAUUUAUUUAACCUUUUUUGCCACUGGGGGCCACCCAUAUGAAAAUGUAUACACGCACUAGUGUAAAUCGGUUUGGAUAAAAUGUCUGCUAAAUGGCAUAUGAUAAUUAGCUUAGAAUAAAAUGACGAUAUUUUUCCUUCCUCACCACUUACAAUACUAGUUCAAUUCAAUGCUUCCUGAGCCCCCCUCUCACUCAACCACAGUGAUCGCACCUUAGCUCUUGUACUCAUCACGUCCCCUUUCCCUUCGUAUUGUAUUCCGUUGGGGAGAAAAUGCUGCCAAAAAUCACACAUCAAGUAAUUCCCUUAAUUCUGCCUCCAGGCUGGUGGUUUAGCUGCUCCUCCGUGCUGGCCUGCUGCCAGAGGACCACUCUGUGCUGCUUCCUGCCAUAGACAGGCCGCCCAAACUCCAGCCUCACUGUCAGACACCAUUAAGCCAAAGCUGCCGCUAUUAUAUAAGAGCACUGAGUUCCACAGCACCAAUACAGUGGCAGUUCUCUAUCGAAUGUUUCAUCGACAUUAGCCCACAGGGGUUUGCCUUGAAUAUUGGAGGGGGAAAGGCUGAUGUUGUGUUGAAGGGAGGUGUGCGAGGAGGGCGUUUGUUAUCGCUUUACUAGGGGUGGCCAUUGCUAUGUUUAGAUGUUGUCAUUGAAUGACUCAGCCCAUUACAGGACAUGGCAACUGACAUACUGUGAUAAAGUCUAAUACAGUGUCUGGUGUUGUGGCUCCCAGGUCAGUGUUACAGACUGCUGACAUUGUGACUGCAGAUACAAUUACUGUAUCUAUUGCAUCACCUGACCUAUUGUUCUACGUUCACAGGUGCAUUUUAUUUUACACUGGUAUUUACAUGUUACUGUAUGUACUCUUUUGUGGCUUUGAAAUGUAUUCAAAACAUGUACCAUCCCAAACAUUGGUACCCAGUUUGUUUUUGUUGAAGUACCAGAAAUGUGAUAAAUUGGUACCACUUAAUAAACACCAGGCAAAUUCCUGCUGAAACAGGACUGUAAAAUAAAUGGUAACAAUUUGUAAAAUAAAGGGUAACACUGGUUUAAACUCAUACAUAUCUUUUAUUUACAAGGUAUUAACUAAGAAUUCAAGAAAAGUUGUGUCAAUGAAUCUCAAAGAAACCAAAAUGUAAUUACUAUGCAAUUAUUAGGUAAUUACCACUUUAACUAUGUAAUUCCUACCUAACUACCUGGCAGGGAGCUGUAAAAUAAAGCGUUAUUAAAUAAAGCCGAACUGGGAUUCCUCUUUGCAGAAGCGAAGCUAACCGUUUCUCCCAUUUCUUCUUCUCUCUCUCCUUUUUGCCAGUCUGAAUUACAGUGGGAUGUGCCUGGCCUCUGACGCGCAAUUCAGUGACUUCCUGGAUGGGAUGGGCCCUGCACAGUUUGUUGGGCGACAGACACUAGCCACAACAUCAUUGGGUGAGAGUAACUAAACGCUGUGCUUGAGCUAAACCUGUGCCUCUAUACAUUAAAGUGGCUAUACAUAACCUUUGCCUCUGGAAUGCUCUGGAGCCAAAAGAGGUCCCCUAAAUGGACAGAUAUAUUGUGCAGAAAUGACCUCAUUGGACAGAAGGGGCCACACCUCCCCACACUCAUUAACAAAAUAUAUAUUGUUUGUCUUAAAGUAAAAACAUUUGUGUGGUUUCAUGAGUUAGGAAAUUGAUUAAUAUUAUUUAAUGUGUAUGAACCAUACAGCCAACAUGGUAAAGUUUGUGAGUGUGAGUGACUAUGCUAAUAGAUAUGUUUAUCAUUAUCCAGGUGAUGUUGAAAUAGGCCUGCUGGAGAGAAAUGGCGGUUUGGAGGUGGAGAUCAUGCAGGCCAGAGGACUCACACAGAAACCUGGAUCCAAAGGACCUCCAGGUGAGCAAGGACCUGCAACCAUCUAAUCCCUUUAGUUCUCUGGGGGAUGCUAUCCAAUCAGAACUCAAACCAAACCAAACCAUAUGUAUGAAAAAAGUAUGAAAAUGUAUGCACUCACUAACUGUAAGUCGCUCUGGAUAAGAGCGUCUGCUAAAUGACUAAAAUGUAAAUGUUGCUACAGUGAGAGGAAGAAACAAAAAUCAUUUAAGACACUGCAAACCUUAUUCCUCAUGGUGGAUGUUAAAGUCUAAUCUUUAAUCUUGUAAUCUGAAAUGGUGGAUGAAAAGCGUAUCUGUGUGAUCUGAUUGCUUUGAGGUAUUAUGCGUGCCCCAGAGACACUGUAAAGUCCAUGGAGAAUAAGAGUGCCUCCUCCCAACUGCCCACUGCACUGAGGCUAGGAAACUCUGUCACCACCGAUAAAUCUACAAUAAUCGAGAAUUUCAACAAGCAUUUUGCUACGGCUGGCCAUGCUUUCCACCUGGCUACCAUUACCCCGGACACAAGCUCUGCACCCUCCGCUGCAACUUGGCCCCCCCAACACUGUGUUAACAAACCUCCAAACGAGCUUCAACGCCAUACAACACUCCUUCCGUAGCCUCCAACUGCUCUUAAACAUUAGUAAAACUAAAUGCAUGCUCUUCAACCGAACGCUGCUUGCACCCGCCCACCCGACUAGAAUCACUACUCUCGGAGGGUCUGACCUAGAGUAUGUGGACAACUACAAAUACCUAGGUGUCUGGUUAGACUGUAAACUCUCCUUCCAGACUCACAUUAAGACUCGCAUCUCCAAUCAAAAGUUUGAUCUAGAAUCGGCUUCCUAUUUCGCAAACAAAGCCUCCUUCACUCAUGCUGCCAAACAAGCCCUUGUAAAAUAGACUAUCCUACCGAUCCUUGACUUUGGCGAUGUCAUUUACGAAAUAGCCUGCAACACUCUACUCAGCAAAUUGGAUGUAGUCAAUCACAGUGCCAUCCGUUUUGUCACCAAAGCCCCAUAUACUACCCACCAUUGUGACCUGUACGCUCUUGUUGGCUGGCCCUCACUACAUAUUCGUCGCCAAACCCACUUGCUCCAGGUCAUCUAUAAAUCACUGCUAGGCAAAUCCCCGUCUUAUCUUAGCUCACUGGUCACCAUAGCAACACCCACCCGUAGUCUGCGCUCCAGCAGGUAUAUCUCACUGGUCAUCCCCAAAGCCAACACCUCAUUUGGCUGCCAUUCCUUCCAGUUCUCUGCUGCCAAUGACUGGAACAAACUGCAAAAAUCUCUGAAGCUGGAGACUCUUAUCUCCCUCACUAACUUUAAGCGUCAGUUGUCAGAGCAGCUUACCGAUCACUGCACCUGUACACAGCCAUACUGAAAUUAGCCCACCCAACUACCUCAUCCCCAUAUUGUUAUUUAUUUUGCUAAUUUGCACCCCAGUAUCUCUAUUUGCACAUCAUCUUUUGCACAUCUAUCAUUCCAGUGUUAAUACGAAAAUGUAACUAUUUUGCAUUAUGGCCUAUUUAUUGCCUUACCUCCAUAACUUACUACUUUCGCACAUACUGUAAAUAUAUUUUCUGUUGUAUUUUUGACUUUAUGUUUUGUUUACCCCAUAUGUAACACUGUGUUGUUGUUUUUAUCGCACUACUUUGCUUUAUCUUGGCCAUGUCGCAGUUGUAAAUGAGAACUUGUUCUCAACUAGCUUACCUGGUUAAAUAAAGGUUAAAUACAAAAAUAAAAAAUAAAAAUACCUGUCUUCUCUUGUUGCCAGCGGCUUACAUUAAAGUGUACCUACUUGAAAAAGGGGUCUGUGUUGCAAAAAAGAAGACAAAGUCGGUUAGGAAAUCCCUGGACCCUCUGUAUAACCAAGUGCUGGUGUUCUCGGAGAGUCCACAGGGAAAAGUCGUUCAGGUAAGGUAAAACAGACUUCAGUCACCAUUCACUCCAUAUACAGUGGGGGAAAAAAGUAUUUAGUCAGCCACCAAUUGUGCAAGUUCUCCAACUUAAAAAGAUGAGAGAGGCCUGUAAUUUUCAUCAUAGGUACACGUCAACUAUGACAGACAACUUGAGAUUUUUUUCCCCCAGAAAAUCACAUUGUAGGAUUUUUUAUGAAUUUAUUUGCAAAUUAUGGUGGAAAAUAAGUAUUUGGUCACCUACAAACAAGCAAGAUUUCUGGCUCUCAUAGACCUGUAACUUCUUCUUUAAGAGGCUCCUCUGUCCUCCACUCGUUACCUGUAUUAAUGGCACCUGUUUGAACUUGUUAUCAGUAUAAAAGACACCUGUCCACAACCUCAAACAGUCACACUCCAAAUUCCACUAUGGCCAAGACCAAAGAGCUGUCAAAGGACACCAGAAACAAAAUUGUAGACCUGCACCAUGCUGGGAAGACUGAAUCUGCAAUAGGUAAGCAGCUUGGUUUGAAGAAAUCAACUGUGGGAGCAAUUAUUAGGACCUAGUGAAUGACCUGCAGAGAGCUGGGACCAAAGUUACAAAGCCUACCAUCAGUAACACACUACGCCGCCAGGGACUCAAAUCCUGCAGUGCCAGACGUGUCCCCCUGCUUAAGACAGUACAUGUCCAGGCCCGUCUGAAGUUUGCUAGAGUGCAUUUGGAUGAUCCAGAAGAGGAUUGGGAGAAUGUCAUAUGGUCAGAUGAAACCAAAAUAGAACUUUUUGGUAAAAACUCAACUCGUCGUGUUUGGAGGACAAAGAAUGCUGAGUUGCAUCCAAAGAACACCAUACCUACUGUGAAGCAUGGGGGUGGAAACAUCAUGCUUUGGGGCUGUUUAUCUGCAAAGGGACCAGGACGACUGAUCCGUGUAAAGGAAAGAAUGAAUGGGGCCAUGUAUCGUGAGAUUUUGAGUGAAAACCUCCUUCCAUCAGCAAGGUCAUUGAAGAUGAAACGUGGGUGGGUCUUUCAGCAUGACAAUGAUCCCAAACACACCGCCCGGGCAACGAAGGAGUGGCUUCGUAAAAACAUUUCAAGGUCCUGGAGUGGCCUAGCCAGUCUCCAGAUCUCAACCCCAUAGAAAAUCUUUGGAGGGAGUUGAAAGUCCGUGUUGCCCAGCGACAGCCCCAAAACAUCACUGCUCUAGAGGAGAUCUGCAUGGAGGAAUGGGCCAAAAUACCAGCAACAGUGUGUGAAAACCUUGUGAAGACUUACAGAAAACGUUUGACCUGUGUCAUUGCCAACAAAGGGUAUAUAACAAAGUAUUGAGAAACUUUUGUUAUUGACCAAAUACUUAUUUUCCACCAUAAUUUGCAAAUAAAUUCAUAAAAAAUCCUACAAUGUGAUUUUCUGGGGGAAAAAAAUCUCAAGUUGUCUGUCAUAGUUGACGUGUACCUAUGAUGAAAAUUACAGGCCUCUCUCAUCUUUUUAAGUGGGAGAACUUGCACAUUUGGUGGCUGACUAAAUACUUUUUUUCCCCACUGUACAUGUUCAUCAGUUUCAUGUUCAUAUGGGCACGCAAUGGAAAACGUUUUAAAAUGUUUUGCAACAGAAAAUUAUCAUGAGCAUCCAGGUCCAGGUAGUCCCUCCCAUUUUCCAUCUGUUUUCUUACUCUUGGUGCCCAAUGAACAUGACCUUGGUGGUCUCAAAGAUACCUCUGAAUAUUUACUCCUAUUGACGAAAACCUCAAAUGCAGGACACCAGGCUAAUGUUAACUAGUGUUGUUUUCUAAUUAUGUAGACUAACCUAUGAAAAUGUAAAGAAAACGUCAUAUAAAGUAUAUCUAUAAGUGUGGAGGCAUCUACCAUUAGCAGUUGAUAAAUAGGAUUUUGUCACUAGUGGAACAAAUUCCUUGCCCCAAAGGUGCAAUCAGAUGAUGGAAAGUGCUGAUUUGUACGAGUGCUCCAGGAAGGCUGAUAUACAAGUCCACAGGAGAUUUGUCUCCACUCAUUGUUUCCUCCCUGCUCCCUCUCACACCUUCUUCCUGUCUACUUCUCACACAUCACACACACCUGUGGCUGAACAGACAUACAACAUCGGUUUCUAUUAGAAUGGGAUCAGGCUGGCCCACUCGGCUAUGGGAACAAGCCCAAUGGAAGGACUGAAGGCAUGCUGAGUUUACUCAACCGACAUACAUUAGUGACUGUGCCAAGGAAAGAAUAAAGUGUAGUGAGAGACCUAUUUUUAUAUUUUGAUAACCUUAUCCAUUUGAGCCUGACUCUGUAUAUCCCGAGUUUAGCUUUUCUAUUAAAGCUGCAAAAGGGCUCUGCAUGGAUAUGGCUAACUACAGUCAUGCCCUAGCAGUUAGAACAGAACAGAGAGGUUAAUAGCCUUUCAAAACAGUCACUGUUUACUCAACAGCUUGUGAAUAAUCCCAGCAAUGAUUUGGUGUCCCGUCACUGCAUAAUUAGAUCUUUGCACCUCCCUCCUUAUCAUUCUGUUCAGACACAUUUCUGCCUCUAGGAGACUUGGCAUGGGAACACAGGGAUAAACCGCCUGGUUUUCUGGUAUUAGAGAGAAAAGGGGAUGUUGAACAUUCAUCUGAAAUAACAUUUUUGGAGGAGAACAUUUACUCCUCUCUGUCAUAACAAACGUUAAAGGCUUAAACAGAACCCAGCCCCUCUGCAAAACGUCCUCUAGAAACCUGAGGUGGAGGAGGAACCAUAUUUGUAGAGGAUGCUGAGGCAAUGAAACAAUCUUCUGUCCAAAGAUGGAGAGAAAUUAGUAGAGAUGAUUUGUCUACUGAGUCCCAGAGGAAAUCAAUUAUGGUCAUUGAUUAUUUCGUCCUGCAGUAAAUAGCAUCUCUGUUUGUCUCGUAUUACAUUAGAGGGUAUGAACAUAUGCAUUUGGAAUAGGGGACAUUCAGUAUCAAAGAUAAUCAUCUGGAGUUUUUCGAGUCUAGCCCCCAGAAAAUAAUAGCACCCUCACUGACAUUCCCAUUUAUUUUCUCCAACAGGUGAUUGUUUGGGGAAACUACGGACACAUGGAUCGUAAAUGCUUCAUGGGUGUUGCCCGCAUCUUAUUGGAGGAGCUGGAUUUGACGAGCAUGGUAAUUGGCUGGUACAAGCUUUUCCCCACCUCAUCCAUGGUGGACCCCACGAUGGCCCCGUUGAUCCAGCACUCUUCCCAGCUGUCCUUGGAGAGCACCGUGGGCCCAUCCUUUGAGCGCUCUUAA
Messenger RNA from Coregonus sp. 'balchen', 33633 nucleotides. The record is from the annotation of a GenBank genome assembly. NCBI's taxonomy places the organism in Eukaryota, Metazoa, Chordata, Actinopteri, Salmoniformes, Salmonidae.